UCAGCAUCAAACAGAAGAAUUGUCAUUUUGGGAAAAACUGGAGCAGGGAAGAGCAGCCUGGCCAACACCAUAUUUGGUGACGAAUGGUUCAAGAUCAGCCAUACGUCAAAAUCUGAAACAACUAAAUGCAAAUCAGACACCAAAUCCAUCAAUGGAGGAAGCAUCACUCUGAUUGACACCCCCAGCUUCUUUGAUAUCAACAAACCUGAAGAUGAGCUGAGGGGUGAGAUAGAGAGGUGCAUCUCUGAGUUUGCUCCUGGUCCUCAUGCUUUUCUCAUUGUUCUUAAAAUGGGGAUACACACUAAGCAUCAACAGGAUGUCAUCAAUAAAAUAAAGCAGUACUUCUCUGAAGAAGUCUUCAACUACUCAACAGUCAUCUUCACUCAUGGAGAUGACCUUCAUGAAGGAGUAACAAUUGAAGACUUUGUCAGCGUGGAUCAGAGUCUGAGUGAUCUGGUGAGGAAGUGUGGAGGCCGCUGUCAUGUCAUCGAUAAUAAAUAUUGGAAAAACAAGUCAAAAGAUAAAUACAGGAGCAACCAGUUCCAGGUUGAAGAGAUCCUGAAGUCAAUAGACAAGAUGAUAAAGGACAACAAUGAUGGCUACUAUACCAGAGAAAUGCUGCCAGCAAAACUACCCUGGAGACUCUGGAGAAGGAUACAAAAGAGCAUCACAUGGUUAUGA
Molecule: messenger RNA, 681 nt
Organism: Cheilinus undulatus (humphead wrasse)
Lineage: Eukaryota; Metazoa; Chordata; Actinopteri; Labriformes; Labridae
Product: GTPase IMAP family member 7-like
Exons: 1
Molecular function (GO): GTP binding
Source: RefSeq, a predicted model, not a curated record